This is a messenger RNA of Beta vulgaris subsp. vulgaris (sugar beet), 1793 nucleotides long. RefSeq names its product phosphoribosylformylglycinamidine cyclo-ligase, chloroplastic. Gene Ontology annotation, biological process: adenine biosynthetic process; 'de novo' IMP biosynthetic process. The transcript is spliced from 9 exons. The record is from RefSeq and is a predicted model, not a curated record. The coding region runs from base 122 to 1360 and encodes 412 amino acids. Gene Ontology annotation, molecular function: phosphoribosylamine-glycine ligase activity; phosphoribosylformylglycinamidine cyclo-ligase activity. Lineage: Eukaryota; Viridiplantae; Streptophyta; Magnoliopsida; Caryophyllales; Amaranthaceae. Gene Ontology annotation, cellular component: cytosol.
UACAUAGGUAUAUAGCCUAUAUGCGAGUAACACUACAAAAAAGCUCACGGUGCCGGUGCCGGUGCCCAACUCAUAAGCAAAUUAAAUUCCUUUAGAACCUCUGGAAUCUGGAACCUCUCAUAUGUCAUACGCAAAGCUCGAAUUGCAGAAGCUCGUUCCAGUAAGGAAUGACCUGUCAUCCCCGGGCCCAGGGCGGCCGCCCCACUUGCCCUGGCUCAGGGACGGGCCUGUUUCCAACACUGGGAACACAAACAUAUCCUGCAAAACAAAACCCAUAUCAAAGAAGCUAUUUUCGUCAUCAUUAGUUUUCAAUGAGGUGGAGUUGAAGAGGGUUCUUGAGAAAAGGCGGGUUUUUUCGAUGUCGAGCAGUGGGAAUGAGUCUGCUGGGCUCACUUACAAGGAUGCUGGGGUUGAUAUAGAUGCUGGUUCUGAGCUUGUUAAGAGAAUUGCAAAAAUGGCACCUGGGAUUGGUGGCUUUGGAGGACUAUUUCCUCUAGGGGACUCAUAUCUAGUUGCCGGUACAGAUGGUGUUGGUACCAAAUUGAAGCUUGCUUUUGAAACUGGAAUUCAUGAAACCAUAGGAAUUGAUCUGGUUGCCAUGAGCGUGAAUGACAUCAUUACUUCUGGAGCAAAACCCUUGUUUUUCCUAGAUUAUUUUGCCACUAGCCGCCUUGAUGUUGACCUUGCUGAACGGGUUAUCAGAGGAAUUGUUGAUGGUUGCCAGCAAUCUGAUUGUGCGCUAUUGGGUGGUGAGACUGCAGAGAUGCCUGGGUUUUAUGCAGAUGGUGAGUAUGAUCUUAGUGGAUUUGCGGUGGGCAUUGUGAAGAAGGAUUCAGUUAUUGAUGGGAAGAAUAUUGAGGCUGGAGAUGUGCUCAUUGGUCUUCCGUCUAGCGGAGUCCAUUCCAAUGGUUUUUCUCUUGUGAGAAGGGUUUUGGCACAAAGCAAUUGCUCUUUGGCAGACAAAAUUCCUGGUGAAACAGCUACCUUGGGUGAAGCCUUGAUGGCCCCAACAGUCAUCUAUGUUAAGCAGGUGCUUGAUUUGAUCAGCAAAGGAGGAGUCAAAGGCAUAGCCCAUGUAACUGGUGGUGGGUUCACCGAUAAUAUACCUAGAGUUUUUCCCAAGGGUCUUGGUGCUGUCAUCAAUAAAGAUUCUUGGCCUGUUCUUCCUGUGUUUAAAUGGCUCCAAGAGGCUGGAAGGAUAGAUGACAGUGAGAUGAGGCGGACUUUCAAUAUGGGUAUCGGGAUGGUGCUCGUUGUAAGUCCUGAUGCAGCCCUCAAAAUUCUCGGGGAUGCAAAUGGAGCAAGUCCACUGUAUCGCAUUGGUGAGGUGGUGACAGGUGAAGGGGUUAGCUAUCAGUGAGAGGCUUCUUAGUUCUUAGACGAGAGAAUUAUAUGAUGCACGAUGAUUGUGUCGUGUUCUCCCCCUCCAUACUCCUAUUUCACAGCAACCCCUACUAUAUGGGUUGUAUCCUCUAAAAUUGUUAGCACAUAAACUGCCAAAACAGUUGCAGUGAAAUUUUGCCUCCAGUUAUGAUGGUCUGAGAUGCAUAGGCUAGGAAAAAUCUAAUGUGUAACUUGUUUAACAAAUAUUGUAUAAUUAUGGCCAUUUGAUACUUUAGAUUAAUGUGGAAUGGUUUAUCUCAAUUCUCUAGUAGUAUCUCUUUGCUAUUCACAAGAGAGUACAUUUGAUACUUUCUGGGUGUAGAAUGAACAUCGUGCAAAUUGAUCCUUCUGCAGAAAAUGCGUAGUAGUUGUUUCUCGCUUUCUCAGUUAUAUUAUUCUAUUGUUUCUCA